Messenger RNA from Clupea harengus (Atlantic herring), 5125 nucleotides. It is a transcript of the gene slc16a10, whose product is annotated as solute carrier family 16 member 10. Gene Ontology annotation, molecular function: transmembrane transporter activity. The record is from RefSeq and is a predicted model, not a curated record. Gene Ontology annotation, biological process: transmembrane transport. Gene Ontology annotation, cellular component: basolateral plasma membrane. NCBI's taxonomy places the organism in Eukaryota, Metazoa, Chordata, Actinopteri, Clupeiformes, Clupeidae.
CUGAACUGCACUACUGUCACUCCAUGCUGAUAUUACAAGAGGUUCUUGGCAGAGUGAUUCUUGUAAUAUGUGUAGGAUCAUUGCAUCAGCCUGUGAAAUGGCAGUUUAACGCUCCUUAUAGAUUCAGAUAAUAUACCGAGCUAACGCGCAGAGGAGACAAAUUCUGCAGCUGCAUGCAACGACAGCAGCUGAGGUAACAAAUCGUCGCCUGAUUCCACUGGUCUGAAAAUCAACGAUAAGGACAUCGCCAUCUGACUCUUCAACAGCGUACGAUUUUUUUUCUCCUCUCCAUCAAGGCAUGACAGAAGGCCAGAAGAUGACCGAUAACGAAGCUGGCGCAAAUAAAGACAUUGUGGUUGAUGAGGCUGAAGGAAAGACAGAGAUAAAACCCCUCAAUGUACCUGCAGAGAUGAAGGAGAAUGGGGACAGCAAACAAGCGGUCACUGAGAAAGUGUCCGAAACCGAGAAAGAGUUUGAGCCACCGGAGGGAGGAUGGGGAUGGAUAGUCAUGUUGGCGGCAAUGUGGUGCAAUGGAUCAGUAUUCGGUAUCCAGAACGCCUUUGGUAUCUUGUUUGUGUAUCUCCUGAAGGAGUUCGGAUCAGAGGACGACAAAGACCUGCAAUUCAAAACUUCGUGGGUGGGCUCCCUCUCCAUGGGAAUGAUCUUCUUCUGCUCGCCCAUCGUGAGCGUGGUCACAGACCUGCUAGGCUGCAGGAUAACAGCCAUAGGCGGCGCAGCGGUAGCGUUGAUCGGAUUGCUGGCCAGUUCCUUCGUGACAUCCCUGGGGCCCAUGUACUUCACCUAUGGCAUUGUGUUUGCCACCGGCUGCUCGUUCGCCUACCAGCCCAGCCUGGUCAUCCUGGGCCACUACUUCAAGAAGCGCCUGGGCCUGGUGAACGGCAUCGUGACGGCGGGCAGCAGCGUGUUCACCAUGACGCUGCCCUUCCUGCUGAAGGUGCUGCUGGUGCGCGUGGGUCUGCAGAACACACUGCGCCUCCUCAGCAUCUUCAUGUUCAUCCUCAUGCUGGCCGGCUUCACCUACAGGCCCCUGCUGCCGCCCAGCUCCAAGAGCAAAAGUGGCGGCGUGAGCAAGAUCUUCAACAUCAACAUCUGGAAGUCGCUGGGCUACCGCAUCUGGGCUUUUGGCAUCCCCGCUGCCCUGUAUGGGUACUUUGUGCCUUAUGUUCACCUGAUGAAACACGUGGAGGAGCGAUUUGGGAAGGAUGCAAACAAGGAGAUUCUGCUCCUGUGCAUAGGCAUCACGUCCGCGGUGGGCCGUCUCAUUUUCGGCAGAGUGGCCGACUACGUGCCGGGGGUCAACAAGGUGUACCUGCAGGUGGUCUCGUUCCUGGUGAUCGGGCUGAUGUCCAUGAUGAUCCCACUGUGUCACGUCUUUGGCGGGCUGAUCGCCGUGUGCCUACUCAUGGGGCUGUUUGACGGCUGCUUCAUCUGCAUCAUGGCACCCAUCGCCUUCGAGCUGGUGGGCGCUGCAGACGUGUCCCAGGCCAUCGGCUUCCUGUUGGGCAUGAUGUCUGUGCCCAUGACUGUAGGGCCGCCCAUCGCAGGUUACCUAAGGGAUCGGCAGCAGAGUUACGACAUGGCCUUCUACCUAGCAGGCAUCCCACCCCUGGUCGGCGGGGCCAUGCUGUGCCUCAUCCCCUGGGUGGAGCGCCGGCGUAAGGCACGGGAGGCGGCGGCGGCAGCGGACGGCGCGCAGAAGAUGCUGGAGUACAAGAGAGACAGCAGCGGAGGCCAUGGAGACGGCAAGAGCACAGAGCCCGAGUCUGUCAUCUAAUGAGUCUCUGUGUUUCAACAAGAAAUCAUACACAACAGGGCAUUCAGAAGAGUGAAAGGCUGUAUGAUUUUAAAUUGUGCCAAGCAUGAGUGGAAUUUUGUGUUUACCAGUGUAUGCCUACUCAGUGUAUAUGGGGGAGGAAGGAAAGUCUUCAAGCACCAAAACAUAUCAAUGAAAAAGCAGGAGUGUGCAUUUCUAAUAUUAAUAUGAUCUCUGUGAGCUAUGCAUAGGGCCGUGGUUUUACAUCAAUAUUCCAGCUGUCGAGUGACCUUGAGAUUUUGAGGUGGAAAUAAGGAAAACUUGAAUUUUUUUUACAAGGGAAAAAUACAUUCUUCACCAGGGUGCUUUAAAAUGUUUUAUCAAGCACUUAUCUGACCAUGGAAAAGACACGUCCUUGGCUGAGAAGCAUUGGCUUUUGAGUUGUAUGAGGUAAAUAAUGCUUUAAAUAGCACCAGCCUCACUUAGCUUUCUAUAUUCAAUGACUUGUAGUUUCCCAAAAUGUCAUUUUUAUGAAAUAGUGCAUGCUUAGUUUUUUUGUUUUUUAACAAAGCUUUAAAAUUGACUUUAAAAAAUGUAGCCAAAGAAAUGUACAAGGUAAAUAUCUAUACUUAAAUAUCCUAUGAGAGAUAUGAGAUAUGUUUUUUCUUACAACAAAAGUAUUCAUACAAGUUUAUGGUAUUUUGGCGAAGUCUUUUGUAUGAAUAGCCAUUACAUAAGAAACGAGUAGUAUGUAAUUUUCUUAAGGAACAGGAAUGAAAUAAUGCUGCUCCUGAAUCCUUAUUUAGUUUUUUUGCUCUUUUUUAAACAUGAUGCUGGACCCUUCCCAUGUGAAUGUAUUGGUGACUAAGUAAUAUUAGACAGACAGUGUCACUUCAAAGAAGUGUGUUAUUUUUAGAGAUUGUGUCGGGGGUUCCUUCUUAGUUCUAAAUGUGCAAUAUCACAUUCAAGCACAAUAAGUGAUACGUGGAACAUGCCUUGAGAGAUUUCAGUGUGUCUCACACAAGAGUUCCUUUCUGGGCCAAAUGACAGCCUUGUUGCACAUAGUAUGUCUUAGAUGCUGAGCAAAAUCACUUACUUAGCUUCUGCAUACCAGUGCAGUCAGUGCUUGAGACAUGGUUGAUUUCUACCCCACUUUGUUUUGCAUAACACCAAAUAUUGCCAACAUUGUUGUGCCAAAUCUCUUACGUUUUAACAUGAAUAUUACAUAUUAGGGAGUCAUUUCAGGAGGUUAACAAAUUAAAUGUAUUCAAUGAUUUUAUACAUUUUUUCUGUGAUUAUUAGAACAAUAGACAGCUCCUUGAUAUCUAAAAUAAAUGCGUAUCUGUUGCCAUCAUAUAUUAUUAUUAUUAUACAUCGGUAUAUAGCCAUAUGCACAGACAAUGGAUCAAGCUCAACAGAUCCUUGCAGUCACCCCCCUUAAUCUACUGGUAGUACACCCCUAGUCUGCCUUCAAAUGAGAAAUAUACUUUGAAAUGUUUGUAUCAUCUGUACACAUUAGAAAUAUUUAUGUCUGUUUUUUAUGUGUGUGCAAAACACAUGCCAAUCAUUUUGUCGUGUUCUAAUCUUGUUGUUUACUUUGCUGAAGUAGCUUCUCCCCAUGAAUGAUUCUUAAUUUACAUCGUAUGUAGGGGAAGGUAAUAUUGUGCUUGUUAUACAACAUACAGUAUAUAUGCAAAGUGUCCAGAAUUUCCAAAAGUAGGUUUUACCUUUUGCUAUCUUAAGUACAUGAAGGAAAUGUAUUUCUGAAAACUAUAACUGAUAUUAAUGAUAUAUCACCAUGAUUGAUCAACUUAUUUAGGUAAUAUAACUCAUCCUGUUAGAAUGACUUUAAAUUGACAGUAAUUUGCAAAUACUUUAGUUCCAGAAGAACUAUUAACACAUUCAGAUACUGGUUUAUUAUUAAUUCAGGACAGUUUUGUAAUACCAUCUACCUCAAUUGAUGUGAUUUUUCUCUCACUUCAUAAGGGAUCUGUUGUAACACACCUGGUGUCUGUAUUCAUUGAGGCACUCAGUCUGAAUGAUUGACCACUGAGGGUGUGUUCAUACAGCUGUCCUUCUCAUCCAGAACACACUUACAUUUGUUAAAGGACAUGCUCUUAGUUUUUUUUCUCAGCAGUUUUAAUAUUGGUUUGUUAUUUUCCCUACACCAUGCUAGUGUUGACAUACUACAAAGUACAAACUUGUGUAAAAAGUUCACAUACUACAAAGUCUAAACUUGUAAAAAGUUCACAUACUACAAAGUACAAACUUUCGUGUAAUCUCACUACCCUAGCACCAUUUGACCCAAGGUUACACUGAAUUACAUUGUUUCCCUUGGAUAGUACUUGUACAAUAUUUCACAACAAUUUCAAGUUUAGAAUAUGAAUUAUUGUGUCAUAUACUUUUGUUUAGCCAGUGCAGAAACACAAAUUAAUUUAUCUUGGUUUUCUUUGUUGUUGUUUUCGUUGAUGUUGUUUUUGUUAUGAGUUGUGUGAUAGAAAUCAAAAUGCACAUUCUUUCUCUCCACAUAUUUUUGUCCGCUUAGAAGUCGUCUGCUUUUCCAUUUUGAAUAUUUAUGCAAUAUAUAAAUCGACACCACAGAGUACCUUAUUCAUUAGAUCAUAAUGUUUAUUUUUAAGCUUUUUAGGCAGAUAUUAAUUUGGGGAUGAGGGUAGAGUAUAUUUUUUUCAUGAUCCCUCAGUCCCAAAGUGAUCACCCAGAAUAAAAACACCUGAGUACCUUGAGUUCAUAUCAAGACCUGUAUCUGUGACAGCUAAACUGAUCUCAGAUUUCGGUCAUCACCAUCUGUUGAAAAAAUGGGAAAUAUCCCUCAUAUCAUUCUGAAUCCCUAGUAUUAUUCUGUGUUGAAGUUGGAGAAUACAUUAAUUCACUCAUUUUUGGUGGAGUAGUCACUGACAAACCAAGUACACCAGCCUACUAAAGCCCUUCUUUCAGUCAUCUAACUAAUGCUAGUGGAACAGGAUAAUCCAUAUGAAUAUCCAUAUGUUAUUGUCAUAUUUUGAUUAGAGGAAAACAGGGAAUAGCAUGUGAUGAAUCCUGAAGCAACAUUUUGAAGUAAAAUGACCAUCAGUGUGGAAAUUGUUGUCACACUGAAAAAUAAACGUCAGGAUUUGUUUUGUGUUUGCGUCCUAACACCCUUACUGUGUGCACGUCAUUGGAUCCCUUUACAAUCUUCAUUGGAUAUCACUAAUGGCAGAUUUUUUCCUGUGAAUUUCUCUUGUCUUUCUCAAAAAUAGUUAGCAUGAUUUGUUUUAAUUUGACUGGAAAACAUUCUACAAAAUAAAUAAAUUAUAUAUAUAUGUGAAUAUAUAUAUAUAUAUAUAUGAUAUA